UCUAUCUCGUUCUUGUAACGGAAACCUCGGCCAUGAAAACGAUUUUUUUGGUUCUGUGUCUUUUUCUUUCAAGCUUGCAUGAGGGUUCUUGUCAGGAUGAUGGUAGUGGUUUGAGUAAUUUGGAUCUAAUCGAACGUGAUUAUCAAGAUAGUGUCAAUGCUCUUCAAGGCAAGAAAGAUGAAGAUCAAUCUGCAAAGAUACAGAGUGAAAACCAGAAGAACAAUACAGUGACUGAUAAGAACACUAUUUCCCUGUCUCUAUCAGAUGAAUCUAAGGUUGGAUCUGUUAGUGAUGAAAGUGUUAAACGUUCGAGCCUGUUGGAUCAAAUCGAACUUGAAUUCGAAGCUCAUCUCAAUAGUCUUAACCAAGCUGGAUCUGUUGGUGUCAAAGCUGAAUCUAAGGAUGAUGAAGAAUUAUCUGCUCAGAGACAAAAGAUGCUGGAAGAAAUCGAACGCGAAUUUGAAGCUGCUUCAACUAGUCUGAAACAACUAAAGACUAAUGAAAUCAACAAAGGAAGUGAUGAAGCACAAGCUGCAAAGAGACACAGUUUGUUAGAAGAAAUCGAACAUGAGUUUGAAGCCGCUACAAAAGAGCUUGAACAACUAAAGGUCAAUGACUUCACCGGGGACAAAAAUGAAGAACAAUCUGCAAACAGAAAGAGUAAGCUUGAAGCUAUUGAACGCGAGUUUGAAGCUGCUAUGGAAGGCAUUGAAGAACUAAAGGUUUCAGAUUCCAGCGGAGAUGAUGAAGAACAAUCUGCAAAGAGACUAAGUGUGCUUCAAGAGAUCGAACGGGAAUUUGAAGCUGCUACAAAAGGUCUUGAACAACUAAAGGUUAGUGAUUCAACCAAGGACAAUGGCGACAAAGAACAAGCUACAAAGAGACAAAGUAUGCUAGAUGAGAUAGAACGAGAGUUCCAAGCUGCUACAGAUAGCCUUAAGCAACUUCAUGUUGAUGAUUCUACUGAAGACAAAGAAAAAUCUGCAAAGAGGCAAAGUAUGCUAGAAGAGAUUGAACGUGAAUUUGAAGCUGCAACAAAAGAUCUUAAACAUCUACAUGAUUUCACGGAAGGCAAUGUUGAUGAUGAACAUUCUGCUAAGAGAAACAAAAUGUUGGAAUAUAUCGAACGCGAAUUUGAAGCUGCCACAAAAGGUCUUGAACAACUAAAGGCUAAUGAUUUCACUGAAGGCACUAAUGAUGAAGAACAAUCUGCAAAGAGACAGAGUAUGCUUGAAGAGAUCGAACGCGAGUUUGAAGCUGCUAUUGGAGGUCUCAAACAGAUUCAAGUUGAUGAUUCCAGAAACAUUGAAGAAGAAUCUGCUAAGAGAAAGGUAAUGUUGGAAGAGAUAGACCAUGAAUUUCAAGAAGCACACAGAGGUAUUAGUGCAAAUGCUGCUAAAGAAGAACUUGCAAAGAAACAGGGUGGCUCUGUUAUAGCAGAGGUUCUUGGACUUGGAAACUCAGGUGUUUGCGGCUGUUUUAAACAAGAAAAUGCUGUUUUGAUACAAGACGAAGAUGCUUCAAUCGUUAUACCCACAAAAUAUAGCAUAGAAGAGAUCCUCUCUGAAGAAUCUGCAAUCAAGGGAACAGAGACUUCUAGUCUCACCGCAUCUUUGACUCAACUCGUUGAGAAUCACAGGAAAGAGAAGGAAUCUCCACUCGGACACAGAGUUCUCACGUCUUCUUCCACAAGCGAAUCAUCUGCUACAUCAGAGACUGUAGAAACCCUAAGAGCUAAGCUGAAGGAGCUUCGCGGCUUAACCGCUAGUGAGCUUGUGACGCGUAAGGAUUUCGAUCAGAUUCUCACUACUGCUGCGAGUUUCGAAGAGCUAAGCUCAGCUCGGAUCAGUUACAUCUCUAGGUUAGCUAAAUACAGAAACGUCAUCAAAGAAGGACUUGAAGCUUCCGAGCGAGUUCACCUAGCGUAGGUACGAGCGACAAUGCUAAAAGAAGCUGCCACAGAGAAGCAAACCGUCGUGGACUCUCAUUUUGCAACAGCUAAAACGCUUGCUCAAAAAGGAGACGCGUUGUACGUUAGAAUCUUUGCGAUCAAGAAACUGUUGGCGACGCUUGAAACGGAGAAAGAAUCUGUUGACGCCAAGUUUAAGGAGACUGUGAAUAACCUUUCUCAUCUUCUUGUUGAUGCUUCUGAGGCUUACGAAGAGUAUCAUGGAGCAGUGAGGAAGGCGAAAGACGAGGUAAGCGGCUGAGGAAUUUGCGAAAGAGGCGACGCAAAGUGCAGAGAUCAUUUGGGUUAAGUUUCUUGAUUCUCUUUAAAGAACAGCUGAGAUUAUUGGUUGUCCUUAGAGCAAAUCUAGAGCUCUUAUUGGUUCUUCUUUUGUAUUUUGGGAUGAUGUUCUGUUUCAGAAUUUGUGUGUUGGUUAUAUCUGGAGAGCGAGGUUAAGAGAUAGAGAAGACGAGAGUCGCUGAUCUCUAUAAUAAUGAAAGCAUUCAAUAUUUAAAUGUUUCACUCUAUAAGACUAUACAUUCUUCUCCUA
This is a messenger RNA of Camelina sativa (false flax), 2498 nucleotides long. It is a transcript of the gene TSA1, whose product is annotated as TSK-associating protein 1. The record is from RefSeq and is a predicted model, not a curated record. NCBI's taxonomy places the organism in Eukaryota, Viridiplantae, Streptophyta, Magnoliopsida, Brassicales, Brassicaceae.